This is a messenger RNA of Castor canadensis (American beaver), 945 nucleotides long. NCBI's taxonomy places the organism in Eukaryota, Metazoa, Chordata, Mammalia, Rodentia, Castoridae. The record is from RefSeq and is a predicted model, not a curated record.
AUGAGUGAAUGCCAUAACUCCACAGAUCGAAUCAAAGUCAGAGUGUGGGAUGAAGAUGAUGACAUUAAAUCCAGAGUCAAGCAACAUUUCAAAAAGGAAUCAGAUGAUUUUCUAGGACAAACAAUUGUAGAAGUCAGAACCCUGAGUGGAGAAAUGGAUGUCUGGUACAAUUUAGAGAAACGGACAGAUAAGUCAGCUGUAUCUGGGGCCAUUCGAUUGAAAAUCAAUGUGGAAAUAAAAGGAGAGGAGAAAGUUGCUCCAUACCAUAUACAAUAUACAUGUUUACAUGAGAAUCUUUUCCAUUACUUGACUGAAGUGAAAUCUAAUGGCGGAGUGAAAAUCCCAGAGGUCAAAGGGGAUGAAGCCUGGAAGGUUUUCUUUGAUGAUGCUUCCCAAGAAAUAGUUGAUGAAUUUGCCAUGCGUUACGGGAUUGAAUCCAUUUAUCAAGCUAUGACACACUUUUCAUGCCUGUCUUCUAAAUACAUGUGCCCUGGUGUCCCUGCUGUCAUGAGCACUUUGCUGGCUAAUAUAAAUGCUUUUUAUGCCCAUACCACAGUUUCAACAAAUGUACAGGUUUCUGCCUCUGAUCGGUUUGCUGCAACCAACUUUGGUAGGGAAAAAUUUAUAAAACUACUGGACCAGUUGCAUAACUCUUUAAGGAUUGACCUGUCAAAAUAUAGAGAAAAUUUUCCUGCCAGCAAUAGUGAGCGACUGCAAGACCUCAAGUCAACUGUUGACCUGCUAACAAGCAUCACCUUUUUUAGGCUGAAGGUUCUAGAGCUGCAGAGUCCCCCAAAGGCCAGCAUGGUGGUGAAAGACUGUGUCAGGGCGUGCCUGGAUUCUACAUACAAGUACAUCUUCGACAAUUGCCAUGAACUCUAUUCCCAGCUAAUAGACCCGGUAAGAAAAGAUUUUGUCAACUGCACCACAGAUGCUCUAAUUUGA